Molecule: messenger RNA, 846 nt
Organism: Pyricularia pennisetigena
Lineage: Eukaryota; Fungi; Ascomycota; Sordariomycetes; Magnaporthales; Pyriculariaceae
Exons: 2
Coding region: 1-846 (281 amino acids)
Cellular component (GO): intracellular anatomical structure
Molecular function (GO): oxidoreductase activity, acting on NAD(P)H, oxygen as acceptor
Source: RefSeq, a predicted model, not a curated record
AUGUCGGCGUCACAAAUCUUCAAGGCAAUCAACACUGCCGUGAUUACCGGCGGUGCGUCUGGUAUUGGCCUUGCACUGACCAAAAAGUGUGCCGAGGCUGGCAUGAAAGUGGUCGCAGUGGACUGGAGCGAUGAACACCUCGCUGCGCUACCAAAGAGCGUCCCAAGUGAGAAAGUCUCCACGGUGAAGGCGGACGUGUCCAAGCUGGGGGACUGGGAGGCUGUCAAGCAGGCGGUAGAAUCGAAACUAGGCGGCAAGAUCAACCUGCUCGCACUUAAUGCUGGUAUAGGCACCGCCUGCAGCUGGGCCGAUCCUGAGGCUUUCCGCACGACGAUGGACGCCAACUUCUUCGGCGUGGUCAACGGCCUCGCGGCGCUGCUGCCGACGGUUAAGAAGAGCGGCAGCGAUGGCGGCAAGGCCGCGGUGGUGAUCACGGGAUCGAAGCAGGGCAUUACCAACCCGCCAGGUAACCCGGCGUACAACGCCAGCAAGGCGGCGGUCAAGAGCCUGGCCGAGCAGCUCGACUUUGACCUGCGCGACGAGGCCGGCGUGUCGACGCACCUGCUGGUUCCUGGAUGGACGCACACGUCCAUGACGUCGAGGUCCGGGGCCGAAAAGGCGCCUGGGGCCUGGUACCCGGAGCAGGUGGUGGAGUUUUUGAUGGGCAAGAUGGACGCCGGCAGCUUCUACGUCAUAUGCCCCGAUAACGACGUCGACGAGGCCACCGACAAGAAGAGGAUGCUCUGGGCUGCUGGUGAUAUCGUCGAGGGUAGGCCGCCCUUGACGAGGUGGAGGGAUGAGUGGAAGGACAAGGCGAACGACUGGAUGAGCAAGCAGAACUUGUGA